Messenger RNA from Thlaspi arvense, 612 nucleotides. Lineage: Eukaryota; Viridiplantae; Streptophyta; Magnoliopsida; Brassicales; Brassicaceae. The record is from the annotation of a GenBank genome assembly.
AAAAUCUAUGAGGAAGAAGAUGAUACAAAGGAUCAUCGGAGCUGUUACAGAGCCUGAGAUCCAAAGAGACGGAGCUUCUUCUCCAGGAAAAAUGGGAGGAGUAUAUACAGAUUUACACCAAGUUCAUCGACCUCUCUCGGAGCCAAGUCUAUACAGAUCUGACUCGGACAUUAUUCCGGAUUCGAUUCAUGAUCUCUGGAGAUCGCUUUGCUUGGCUUUGUGCAAUCAUGCGGAGGCGCGGGCCAGACUCUAUGAUUUCUCUGAAGUAACCAAGAGGCCAACAGAUCCCGGGAAGGUGAUUUCACAACGAGAGAGAGAACUGAAGCAUCCAAGUAGCUAUAGAAAAGAUAUACCAAGGAAAUGGUUUUUGGAAUUCAAUGGGAUUGUGCCAAUUGCACUUUGAAGACUUGUUCUCUUGUUUGGUAGAUAACACCAGAGUUUUUGAAGCGGGAAUGAAGUAUGUAAAGUGACGACUAGUACACUAUUAUAUGUAUGAUCUCUCUCUGCAGGAAAUGAAGCUAAUAUUCUUGAAGUGGGAAUUAACUUUCAAAGAUUUUUUAUGCUUUUAUAAAUUUACUCAUAAAACCUUAUAUAAGAUUUAUAAAGCUUUAU